This is a messenger RNA of Homalodisca vitripennis (glassy-winged sharpshooter), 11613 nucleotides long. RefSeq names its product apolipophorins-like. Lineage: Eukaryota; Metazoa; Arthropoda; Insecta; Hemiptera; Cicadellidae. Bases 154 to 10107 code for a protein of 3317 amino acids. Gene Ontology annotation, molecular function: lipid carrier activity. Gene Ontology annotation, biological process: lipid transport. The record is from RefSeq and is a predicted model, not a curated record. The transcript is spliced from 52 exons.
AAUUAUGUUUAUAAACAUUUCAUUAAUAAAAAUCUCAUUUUAAUUUACAUAUUUCUAUUUUCAGAUCCAACUUGUAAGGGUAACUGCAGAGGUGCUGGAGGCCCAUUCCUGCCCGGAAAUUAUUAUAAAUACCAACUGCAAGGACAGACGACAAUGCAUCUCCCUGGCUCACCAGAUGAUGUUACUUCACUUCAAAUAUCCGCCACUGCUGAAGUCUUUGCGGAAUCCAAAUGUCAGCAUGUCCUCAGAUUAUCCAACUUAUUAGUGGAAGGACCAGAUUAUGAGGAAUACGAUGGGCUGAAUGCAGACUGUUCCAAGCCAAUCAGGUUCUCGUAUAGUGACGGAAAGCUGGAUGAGUUGUGUGCUAAGGCUGAUGACGAGGGAGUCAGUUUGAACAUCAAGCGAGCUGUCAUCUCUCUCUUGAGUUCAGUCAAGAACCAGGAUGGUGGUAGUGGGUCUGCUAGUGAGAAUGAUAUAUUUGGAAUUUGCCCAACUGAGUUCACUAUAUCUAGUGAAGGCUCAAAGGUCAAAAUCCAAAAAUUCAAGAACUUGAACAGAUGUGCUCUCCGAGAGGAGUUUAAUUUCCCAUUUCCAACAACUCCGUACCAGGCAGUCCAGAGUAGUUUUGGCAGUUUUGAGACAUCACCUUUGCUCGGUUCCGAACUAAAAGUCUCCCAGGACAUAGAGAAUGGAGUUCUACAGAGGGCUGAGGGAACAGAAACAUACAACUACAGACCUCUGAUGAAUCCUGAGGCAGGAGCAACAGUUAAGGUCUUCUACACUCUCACCUUGGAAAGUUCAAGACGUGGUGCAAUUACAGCAAAAUUCUAUAGCCCGAAAGGAGUUUUCUAUGAAGCUGUACAUGACUCAGAUGGUAUUAAGAAUCAAGGGACUAUUUCUGCUGCACUACGGAAGGCAGUGAAUGCAAUAGAUCCUGUUGCCACACCUGAAGCAGCCAGAGAGUUUGCUAACCUUGUUCAUGUCAUUGAGCAAGGCAACAAAGUUAAUAUUUUGGCAGCUUACUCUGCAGCUCAAGGCGAAACAGCCAAAAACCUCUUCUUGGAUGGUCUUUUGUAUGCUGGGAGUGCAGAAUCAGUUGAGGCUGCAGCAGAGUUGCUUAGUAGUAAAAGAAUUCCUGAGGAAUCAGCCCUUCUCUGGUAUCUUGACCUCAACUUUGUUAAACAUGUCUCAAGAGGAUCCCUCACUUCCUUAAUGCCCCUGCUCUCUGGUGACAAAGUACCUUACCAAGCAUACUUGGGAAUUGGAUCUGUUGCUGGAAAGUUCUGCCUGCAGCACCCACAGCUCUGUGAGACCUCUCAGGAAUACAAACAACUUCUGGCCAGACUGGCUGCCCCCUUGGCUGGAGGCUGCAAGGUUGAUUCCCAUGAAAAGGAAAACAAUAUUAUUGCCAGCCUGAAGGGAUUACGCAACACUCGUCACCUGACUGCCGAGAUCGCUCAACAAAUCAGCCAAUGUGCAGCUGACAGAUCAGCCAGGUCUAGAGUGCGUGUUGCUGCUCUUGAAGCUUUCCAUGCUGACGCUAACAAACCAGUUUUCACUCAAACAGCUACUAUAAUUUUGUAUAAUGUCGAAGAAGACUCUGAGCUACGAAUUCAAGCCUACUUGGCCUUAGUCGCAAACCCUACUCCUAAAGUUGCAGACAUAGUGAAGGAACUAAUCGACAAGGAACCUGUCAAUCAAGUUGGCAGCUUCAUUGUUUCUCAUUUGCGUAACAUCCGAGCUUCAACCAAUCCUGAAAAAGAAGCAGCCAAACAACUUUUCGGUAAUAUAAUAAGCAAGAAGAAGUUUCCCUUUGACCAGCGCAAGUUCUCCAAAAACCUUGAAUUGUCUUACAGCCUUGAUGCGCUGAAUGUAGGAGCAGUCGGGGAAAUGAACCGAAUCUUCUCACAAAAAUCUUUCAUUCCCAGAUCUGUGUCACUGAACUUGACAACACAACUCUUCGGCCAUUCCGUCAACUUAGCUGAGUUUGGACUGAGAACAGAAAAUCUUGAAUGGCACCUUGAAAAAUAUUUUGGUCGUAAAGGAAUAUUGAGAUCUAAGGGAAAAGAGAUCAUUGAUGACUUUGCGGAUGAGGCUGAGACAGUUGUAAAUAAGACUUUGGAACGAAACAAAAGAUCCAUCAACAAACAACAAACAUUUGAUGCAAUUGACAAGAUUCAUCUUGGCCCAGAUUAUGAGGAUCGUCACACAAACCUUGACUUUUCAUUAAAACUCUUUGGAUCCGAUAUUGCUUGGAUAAAUUACCAUGACGAGUUUGACUUUCAAGACGUGAAAAAGAAACUGAACAGUAAAAUGGAUGAAUCUCUGGAAAACUCCAAAAACAUUAAUAUCGACUAUAAGAAAGCAAGGACAUUCUUGGAUGCAGGACUUACAUAUCCAACUGGACUUGGAUUUGGAUUGAAAAUCAAAGCAAAUGGUAACUAUGCAGCGAACAUAAAGGUCAAUGGUAAAGCUGAUUUGAAAGCAAUCAUGAACAACCCAAAAAACACACAUGUUGCCUUCCAGUUUGUGCCAAGUGUGAGUCUGGAGCUGGCCUCCACCUUGUUGGUCGAUGCUGAUGUUUUUAAAUGUGGUAUGAAAGUCUCUGCCAAUCUCCAUUCCUCCACUGGGACAGAUCUGACAGUGAAGGUACUUGAUGGAUACGGAGUAGAUGUCAAGCUUGGCUUGCCCGUCAAGAAACAGGAAAUACUGAACUUCCACUCUGACGUUUUCAGUAUCUUCAGAGAGAAGACACGUUCUGAAGAAGAAACACCUGUUAAAUUCAAUGUUAGGAGGGAGGAUCACGGUGGAUGUUUUGACCAGCUAAACACCUUGACUGGACUGACAGUCUGUGGAGAAGUCAGUGUGCCCCUGGAUGGAUUCAAAGUGCUCAGUCCUGCCUAUGGACCUAGCAAGGCUUCCCUCCGCAUUGAAAAGGAGGAUGAAUCACUUACUGCUUAUCACUUCAGAGCCUUCUAUGACAAUAAACAGCCUGAUAAAUUAUCCCUGGAGGUGCUUUUGGAUACUCCCAACUCGAAGACAGAUCGAAAGUUUCUUCUGACCGCCAAAGGUAGCAUGAAACCCCAGAAACAACUCCUUAUUGUUAUGGAAUCUCCUUUAACUGUUCCCACAACCUUUGAAGCUGUGGUCAUUGAUACUGAAUUGGAGCAAGCUAUAGCUGCUAAGUUGACUUCCGAUACGGCAGCAUACUUCAUCAAGAUUGGUGCCCACAUUUCUGGUGACAUAAAUCGCAGGAAGUAUGAACCUAUUCUUGAAUACAAAUUUCCAGAAACAGCAGCAUUGUCUGAUAAAGGAUGGAUUGGACGAAAAGGAGUAAAGGGAGGAAGGCAGCAGCAACAGUCAGCUGUAGGAAUUUCAGGAGCUAUAUAUGUGGAAAAAAAUCCUGGAACAGCUUACAGACAAUAUGAACUGCAAUCUGUAACUCUGAACACUCCCAAUAUAAAGGUGACUGUUGACGGAACCAUCACUAUUGAUGCUAACCUUAUCGCAACUGAUCUCAAGGCAUCAUAUGAAAAGGACACUUUAACAUUAAACUCAAAAAUCCAGAAACUGGGUGAAAGAAAAUACAUAGCCAGAGUAGACAUUUUACCCUCAAAGUAUCCUGAUUUAGGAGGAAGUGUUAAAUGGGAAUAUGAGAGAACCCCAAACAAGAUUGAGAACAACUUGGUUAUUGUUCAUGGUUCAGAUCUCAGGAGCGAAGUGUCCCGUUUAUCAAUUGCCCAGUUGUUGUCUUACAAGUACGAGUCUGUAGAAGAUUUUGACUUCCACACUGAAAAUACAGUUUCAUAUCCCCUGCUGGGCUUCUCUGGCUUGCUGAAAGGAAGUGUGGCUCCCAAGAGUGUGAUGUAUGAUGUUGAUGUAACCUACGACAAUCAUCAAGUGAAGAGCAAACUGGAUGCCAAGAGGGGCAUGAAGUCUCCAACUGACUACAGCAUAGAUUUUGAGGCAAAAGCUCUAGAAAACAGUGUAGACCUUUCCCUUAAGCACGAGCGUGUGUCAACAACAAAGUCCAAGUUUACCAACUCUCUAGAGAUGAAACCUGGUGGCAAGUACCAACUGAAUGCUCUGGUGGAGAACAAUGUCAGGCCUGGUGACAUCCAUCAGUCCUUGGAUGCUGAGCUCAAAAUGCCACAGAAUCCUAAAUCUGUCAAAGUUAAGGCUGAACUUAAACAAAACAACAAAGAGAAUGAUGUAGAGUUUGAGUUGAUUGCUGGAAAUAAACAUUUGGUUGAUUUUGAAUUUGAAUUUAACAAACAAGCUGAUCCAUCUGGAAAGUUCAAAUUGUUGUUACCAAAGUAUAUUGACAGUCAAGGAGUUUAUGAUACAAAAGCUGGAAAAGGGACUGGAUCCUUUUAUAUAAAUGUUUUGAAGACAGGAAGGAAGAUUGAGGGUAAAGGUGAAUUGACCAAGACCUCUUCGCAUGUUUACGGCAUUGGUGAACUAUUGUGGGAUGCUUCAAAAGACCCUAGUAAAAAAAUCCAAGUAAAAACAGACACUACGGUUUCAGGAAAAUCUAUUGACACUAAGAACACUCUGCAAAUUUUGGAGGACAAGACGGAAGUAAACCUGAAGGGAACUAUGGACGGCCCUUUGCUUGAUGGAACUCUUAAAGUAGAAGCUGAAGUUGUUCUACCGUCUGGCAGAAUAGUAACUGCUAAAGUUGACAGAGUUUUCCAUUUGGUCUCAGAGGAAAAUAAGAUUGAAGGAACUUGGGAACUUGCAGACUAUGCUUCCAGGGGUGCACAGCCACGUAAACUGACACUGAACUUGGCUGGUAAGAACACCAAUCCUGAAAAAGUUCAUUUUGACGGACAAGUGGACCUGACCUACAUGACACCUAACAGAGAGGACCUCAUCCUACACUUUGUAGGCAAGAAGGUUCCUCAGGGCGAGAAAUGGAUCAUCGCUGGGCAGAGCUCAGUAACUGGAUCCAUGGUGAAACACCCGAUACAUGCCAAGCUGAACACAGAGAUAACAGAACAGCUGCUCAAGGGACGGAUGACAGAUGAUGGAAAGUUUGAACUGUAUGACUUUGAACUGAAGGUUGGCAAUGAAAUUGAAGUGGUAUCAUAUGGUAAAAUUAACCAGGACCAACUUAAUAACGACAUCGAGAUCAAACUACCAUCUGACCUUGAGAUCAAGUCAGUCAAAUGGAGCAUGCUCCAUGUAUCAGCAAAAGAAAGUACUGGAAAGAAGAUCAUAAGCACCAAUGCCAUUUAUUGGAAUGGGAACAAGUUUGUUAAAUACAACGCCGAAUUCUAUGAAAAGCCAGACAAUCAUCAUGGAAAAAUAACAUGGGAAAGUCAUGAGCAGAGUCCACGUACACUAACUUACGGCAUCAAUGCUAAUGAGAAUAAAGUAGACUUGGAUCUUGCUCUGGAAUGGGAAGGCAAGAAAGCUGAUUUCAUUUUGAAAGCACAUGCAGCUCCAUAUCCUGCUACUUUAAAAAUUUCUAGCAAUGUUCCUAAUCACGGAAAAUUUGAAAUUGACAUUUCUGCUGAGGUCAAUCCAGGUUCUGGAGAUAUUCUAAUAGCCAUGGUAGGAAAUGGAAAGAAGAUGGCUUUCUACAUUCGCUACAGUAAGAACAAAAAUUUUGUGGAUAUUGGCUUAGAAUUGCCAGAGGGAAAAUCUAGAGUUUAUGGGAAAUUAGAAGCAAAAGGACCAGCACACUAUAUAGUAGAAAGCAAACUUGAGUGGAUUACGCGUGGUGGUGGCACUUUUGAAGUAAAUGGUGAAGUGAAAGUUAGGAGCUUGGAUGAUCUAUUUAUAAAGCUGUUCAUUGAAAGUCCAACAUUCAACAUGAAUAAAGUGGAGUUUGAGGCUGGCAGACAACUUACAAAAUCAGCUGCCAAGACUUUGUACUUCCGUGGAAAAGCCAAUGAGAAACAAAUUUCUGGCAGCUUUACUCUGGUGCCAAAAGAAGACAAUCUGUAUGAGGGAAGAGGCGUUUUGAAUGUCGGAGAAGAAAGUUAUCCACUUCAGUUGAAAUUAAAAUAUGAUUUACAGACGAAAGAUAAAAAGGAGAUAUUGUGGAACAUAAAAGUUGGAAAGUACUCAUAUGACGCCCACACUAUUAUUUUGGUCGAUGAAGUUAGCGGUUUGCAAAACUAUGAUGCAACAUACAAAUAUUGCAAUGGGGACAAAUGUCAAUAUGAGGCAGUCAAGCUCUUCAACCAAAAAACAGGGCCCAUGGAAUAUGAGACAAAAUUUGAAAUGCAGCUGUCACUAUCGCUGUUCUUUGUGUUGGAACAUCCACUGAUACUGAAGAGUCACAUGAAGAGACAAGGCUUAGAAUACGAUCGUAUUCUUGAGGCACAAUAUGGACCAGACAAAAUUCACUACCAUGGAUAUGUCAAGACGGACCGUGCAGGUGCUGAGUUGACACUUCCCAAGAGAACAAUUGCUGUGGAGGCAAUUUUCGACUUCCAAGAGCGCAAUGGAAAUCCUUCAUUCAAAUUUGAAGGCAGUUUCUGGUUGGACAAGAAAAAUGCUGCUGCAGAUAAGACGUGUUUGUUACUGACCAAUGAGAACACCGAAAACUCUAAUGCUCUGAUAUCAUCUUCUGAGGCUCGUUUCAGCACACCAGGAAUGAAAGAACUGUCAUUAAAGAGUGAUCUGAACAUCAAUGCAAAAGACCAUACCAUCCAUGCGAAAUUCGAAGCUGAUGUAUUCUCCAAGAAGAACCAAAGACUUAUGGUUGAAUAUAAACUGGCUAGUAGCAAAACCAAGGGUACCUACAAUGGAAAUGAUCAUCUUCACAUUCAUAGCAAGGGCCUUAACAUUGAUGCAAAACUCCAAAGGAAAGCAGCUAUCUCUAAUAAUGGUUUCAGCUACAUAAUAACUGGAUCCUAUAUCGAUUCCAAACAGAACAAGAGAGAGGGGUUGGCUCAGAUAACCUUUGACCCCAGACAUACAGAAGUUGUUUUUAAACUCCCAGAGGGUACAGUAUAUGCAGAAGAAGAAGUGGUGUCAAAAAUUGAUGACAUGAACUUCAACGUGAAAUCAGAAGGCUACAUGUUGGGCUAUAAAUUUGAGGAGGAUUUGGAUGUUAAAAUAAAGGGAUCACACUUUAAAUACAUUCUAACUAUCAUUCAGAAGGCAGAGAACAAUCCACAGCUCAUACUUGAUGUUGGAGUUGAUUUAGAUCAACUUGCUGAAAUAAAUUUGAAGUACAACAAGAAACUACUGCUUGGCCUAGAAGUUGCUCUGGACGAGGCACACUAUCUGAAGUCCAAGUACCAGUACAACACAGACGUCGCCAAGGAAUAUCUGAGUCAAGAGAAAGAAAAUAUAGUUGGAAUGGUGAAGGAAGCAUCAAGAAUUGCCAAGAAUACUGGAGCCAAGGUGGCAGAAGAAGUGACUGACAGAUUAGAAGACUGUCGCCAAGCUCUCCCCAACUUCAAGUCAGCAGCCCAACAUUACGAGAAAGAGUUGCAACAGUUUAAAAACGAGAUUACUAGCAAUGAGAAUGUAAAAGACAUAAUUGAUUUCUUAAAGAAUACUUUUGGAACUAUUUUCGGUCAGAUUGGUGCCAUCUUACAAGAAAUUUCCAAUAUUGUUGAAAAGUUUAUUGAUGUUCUCAAUGAUGCAAUGAAGAAGAUUACUGAGUCGAUUAAGGCCACUAUUCCCAAGCUGAAAGAAGCUUAUGGAAAGGCUUCUGAUAUAGUCAUUCAGAUGGUGGAUGACAUAUUGGAGUAUGCCAAAACUGUUAUUGACACUGUACUUGACAAAAUCAAACAAUUUAAAAAAGAAAUUGAAGAAGUUGUAGAUGUUGUAUCUGACUUCUUACAAGAAAUUGGUCAGUUAAUAUCUGGUGCAGUGAUCGGAAUACAUAAAGAACUCAAAGACUUUCUUCACGUUCUAUGGGAGCAGAUCCAAAAUCUUCCUAUAUACUCAAUAAUCAAAGAAAAAUUGCAAGAGUUGAAAAACUACCAGAUACCUGAACACUAUUGGGCUACAUUCCAAGAUCUAGUCAAGUCAGUGGAGCAAGUGUCACCAACACCGCAGCUUCAACAGUUUGUAAAAUCAGCUGCUGAUUACUUUGAAAAGUUUGUAAAACAACAACCAUUCGACAAGGCAGAAGCUCUGAAACAACUGCUCAAUGAGUUAACUGCUGCCCUCGACUCUCUCGCUCCGAUCCUGAAGGAGUUGGCUCAGGAGUUCAGUGGCAAGACGAGUCCUGGCAGUCCUCCUAAGCUAUUGUUGACACCACCAUCAUUUGGAUCAUUUGUUGCACCUCCUGGCACAGCCCGGUUCAGCCUGCUCAACUGGAUAAAAUCUCCGGAUCUACCAACUCUGUCAGAACUCUAUUACACUUACAGACCAAAGAAUUCUCCAAUUGAUAUCCUACCUCCUUUUGAUGCAAGUGCACAACUCAUUGGUGGAACAGAAUUUUUCACUUUCGACAGAAAACAUUACAGUUUCAAGGGGAGCUGCAGCUACAUUCUCAGCACUGAUGUAAUCGAUGGAAAUUUCACUUUAGUUGCAAAUAUGGAAGCCGGAAAACUUAAAUCUAUUGCUGCAUUUGAUCAUGACAAUAGUAUUGAACUUCUUAAUGAUAACAAGGUGUUGGUAAACGGGAAACCAGCUGACCUGCCAGCCAAGGCUGGAGAUCUCCACAUGUGGAGGAACUUUUAUAGUGGCACAGGCUUUGCAACUUGGUCUGGCAUCAUGUUCUACUGCACUUCACAUCUCCAGUCGUGUGCAUUUUCCAUUGAUGGUUUCUACUUUGGCAAGACCAGAGGACUCCUGGGCACAUAUAAUAAUGAACCCUACGAUGAUGCAAUUAUUCCUGAAGGAAGUGUGGGCUCAUCAACAGCCAUGUUUGCCAACUCAUGGAAGGUGAACCCACAAUGUGCCGAUGGGGUUGUACACGAACAGCCAGCACCUGCAGCCCCCCAAUGCACCAAACUGUUCUCUGGAGGCUCAAGCUUAAGAGGAUGUUUUGCCUACGCCAAUCCUGAAAGCUUCAGGGAGGCUUGUAACAAACAGGUAGCCGAGGCAUCUGGUGAGGCCAAAGAAGAGGCAGCCUGUAAUAUCGCACUUUCAUAUGUAGGAUACUGCUAUUACGUCCACUUUGUCCUUAUACCUCUGCCUGAUCACUGUGGCAAGUGCCAAGUGGGAUCUGAAACCCUCCACAUUGGUGAGUCUGCCUCAGUCAAAACACCUCAGACAGCAGCUGAUGUUGUGAUAGUUGUUGAACAGUUGGAAGACAACGAAGAUAUAUUUAAUAACCUUAUCUCACCUCUUGUGUCCACUUUGAGAAAUGAUUUCAAGGAAAAAGGAAUUGUGGAUGUCAACUUUGCCCUCAUCGGAUAUGGAGCUCCAGACCAACAAUGGCUUUCUGUGUAUACGUUCAAUGGAGAGUUCAAUAAAUUCUCUGGAUCUGCUGAAAAUAUAUACUUUGGUAAAGAGCAAGAAAUUUCAAAACCAAAAUUGAGUGACAAACUUCAAGAAAUAAAGAAAAUACUGCUAAAUGAAAUUGGAUUCUCAAAGCCAGCUCAGGCUUUCCAAACAGCCUUUAACUACCCAUUCCGCCCAGAAGCUCUGAAGACUAUUGUUGGAGUUAUGUCAUCAGGCUGUGACAGUGCUAUUUUGCCAUUCCAGACUAUGAGGCUUCUAGUCCACAGGAUCAACCUUCUCAACUCUGGAGUGGUGCUGAAUAUGGUCACACCAUUAAAGGAUCUCAGUGUGGAUGGAAAGGAUGAGAAGGUUGCUGCAAACAUUGUUGGGUUUGACUCUGAUGCAGUCUACACCCAAGGUGAGGCCAAGAGGAAGGUUCUGAGAGGCGACGAAGAAGCUUUACACAAACUCAAGUACACAAGUGACCUGUGCAUCGAACUGACUCUUGGGACAAAUGGAGCCGUAUUCAGUUCAUCUAACUUCGUUAAAGGCAAACCCAAUCUACGAAAGAACUUCCUUCAAGUUCUAUCCAACAAGAUCACAGAUAGUUUGACGAGAGAGGAGCUAGUCAACGAUUGUAAAUGUGAACUUGAGAGGGGAAUGAUAACGAAAACAAAAUGUACAGUCACUUCUCGACGAGAGAAAGAACCUCUUGCUAGGAACAUCAAGGGAGUGAAAGGUUAAAUCCAUUUCUCUAAGAAAUCAUUCAAUUUCUUAGAGAAAUCUUUUCAUCUUCAUGAGGAAUUUAGCAUUAAUGAUGUUAAAAAGUCUUAAGUUUUAAGUAUACUAUCUAAAUAACUCUAAGAAUUUGUACAUUUUGGAUGAAAAAUAAUGUAUGUACACAAUAUAGUUAUGCUUUGGUAUGUUUAACAAUUUAGCUCCCAAGUGUCACAGUAUUGAGUAUUCACAGUAUAUUCUUUUUCAGUUUGUGUAAGCUUCUAGAGUGAAUUGUUAAAAUACUCAAAGUAUUUAAAAUAACAUAAUUUGUUGUUGAUUAUAAAUGUAAUCAAGAUUGUGUUUUUAUAGUCUAAAUCAGAAGAUUUUUAAAAGAUUGUUUAGGCCUAAUUAUUUUUACCUUAUAUGCCUUUUAUUUUAAAAUAUCUAUCAUCAGUAUGCUGAUCUUGUUGCAUUUCCUCUAGUUUCUAGAACUUUCAAAUUCGCAACAAAACUUACUAUCAUGAUGUUUAAUAUAAAUUAACAAGUUGGUUUUUAACUCUUUUAUUGUUAUUAUUAAGAGUUUAUUAUUUAACUCUUAUAAAUCAACAUCUCAGAGAUGGUGUUAGAUGAAUAUAAAUGUGAUUAUGAUGUUGAACUAACAUCAGAAGACACAGAAAAUAAUUAUGUCAACAUUCCUUGAGCUUAUACUGCUUUAAAUUCUCAACUGUUACAGUUUUAAUGAUAUGUUGUGUGAGUUUAAAUGUGAAUAUAUAAUUUAGCUGUGCUGUGAACAUUACAAUAAUAAAUAAUAAAAUAAUUUUGCAUUUGGGAAAGUUAAAACUAUCCCAAUAAUAAUUUAAUGUAUUUUUUCAAUAUUUUACUAGUUAUUUAGAUGUUUUGGAAACUAUACGAAUUUAAAAAAAACCAUAUCUGUGCAGCUUACAUAUAAAUAUUCUUGUGACAAAUUGGACUUUUAAGUAAAAAAAUACUUAACAUAAAUAGCGAAAAAUGUUAUUCUAUUAUAUUAAUUUAAUUAGACCUAUAAAACCUUAAGAUGUUUAUGUAAACAAAACCUUUUCAUUAUUUAAUGAAUACCUAAUGGUUUAAUGAGUACUUGAUUUAGUAUCUAUGGAUCUUUCUGAAAUAGGAGUAACAAUAUUGUUCAUAAACUUAUUUAUUUAAUCCUUUAGUACUUAAAAUGUCACCUAUAAUAGUUCUUUGAAUCCUUAUGAGGUAACUGAAAUAUUGUAGUUAAGUACUCUGAGGUCUUUUGGAUACUGUCUACUAUAAUUUUAACCUAAACAUGACAAACAUUAUUUAAAAUUAUGUGUUUCCAGUUUUUUAACUUUAAGGGGUCCUGUACAACUCAGUGGCACAGAAGAAUUCAUUAAUUAUAUUCAUUAUUAUUUUGCAAAACACAUUGUUUUAAAAUAACAGUUUUGUACUGUAUAGUUUCACAUUGUUAAGUCUAGUUUAUAGUUUAAUACAAUUCAAAUAAUUAAGUAUUUGUAAAAUAAAACAAUUUUAUUCAUA